This is a messenger RNA of Juglans regia (Persian walnut), 4655 nucleotides long. RefSeq lists its product as uncharacterized. The record is from RefSeq and is a predicted model, not a curated record. The coding region runs from base 2975 to 3622 and encodes 215 amino acids. The transcript has 4 exons. NCBI's taxonomy places the organism in Eukaryota, Viridiplantae, Streptophyta, Magnoliopsida, Fagales, Juglandaceae.
CCCAGCCCAUUGCCUCUCUCUCUCUUCUCCCGCCGUGCAGCCGUCCAUUGACUUCCCCUCACUGUCUGACCUCACCGAGUCACUCUCAUUGACGUCACUCAUUCUCAUCGACUUAUCGUCGUGCCACUGCCCAUCGAGUCAUCGGUGUCAGUUCCAUCACUGUGGUUCACCCCUUGCUUCGCUUUGGUGCGGAAGCCUCAGCCAUGCCCUCGUAGCACUUGCGUGUUGAAGGACCCGAUGGUGCUGUCCUCGUGGAAAUAGUAGUGGGAUUCUGCAUCUCAGCAUCAAGGUGACGCUCCUAGCCACCGUCCUCCACUUGAUUGGCUGAUGGACUGUGCGAUGAGCCUGUGGGGGCUGGCGUGCCAAAGAUAGUGCAUAACUUGGCGCAAAAUGGAUAGUCCGCGUUCUGGAAAUACUUCUAGUCAUUAUUCACCUUUUUCGAAUAAUGACACGUUUCGGUAUAACAUAAAACUGUAAAAAAUGAAGGAAACAUGUAUUGGUUAAAUUAGCUUACCCCGGUGGCAUUUUCCCAAUGCUCAUCACUGGCCAUCAUGGGUGUCGAGAAAGCGUUACAUCCCGUGCAUGUCUAUCCCAUCAACUCGUCGAACUUGUGAUGUCUCUUUUUCAAUCGCUUUAUUUUUUCCUUUACUUGUUCGGUAGUAAAUCUUUUCGAACCAAGAGUAUCAAGUCGUUCAACAUACAUUGCUUGAUUUUCCCGGCCGUACUCGCCCCUCAGUAACGUCCCCAAGCAUCAUGUUUAUCAGAGCAUUCUCUAACCCAACGAAAGUUAUGUCCGGUGGGUAUAACUUCCGGUGUGUUAGAUAAUGCUCUUAUUGACAUGAUGCUUGUGGACGUUACUUAAGGGCUAGUACGGCCGGAAAAAUCACGCUAUAUAUGUUGAACGACUUGAUAAUCUUGGUUCGAAGAGAUUUACUACCGAACAAGUAAGGGAGAAAAUAAAGCGGCUGAAAAAGAGGCAGCACAUGUUCAACGAGUUGAUGGGACAUACGGGUAUGGGAUGUGACGGUUCCACGACAUCUGUAAUAGCCAGUGAUGAGUACUGGGCAAAUGCCAUCAGGGUGAGUAAUGACAAUAAGUAUUUCCGGAAUGCGGACUAUCCAUUUUGCGCCAAGUUAUGCACUACCUUUGGCACGCCAGCCCCCACAGGCACAUCGCAUAGUCCAGCAUCCAAUCAAGUGGAGGACGUAGAUGGGGAGCGUCACCUUGAUGCUGGGAUGCAGAAUCCCACUACUAUUUUCAUGAGGACAUCAACAUCGGGUCCUUCAACACGCAAGUGCUACGAGGGCAUGACUGAGGCUUUCUCCCCAAAAUGGAGCAAGGGGUCUGCGCCAAAAAUGGGCAGCGAUGACAGUGAUAGCUUUGCUGAUUGUGUCAAGUUGCUACUUAAUAUAAAGCCCAAGAUGCUGGUGGGAAAUUGGUUCCGUGCCUAUGACGCUUUACGUGAAUCAUCACUUGAGCGAUAUGGCUUUUUAACUAUGGAUGAUGAGUCUCGAGAGUUGUGGGCCAUGCGCUUUUAACUUCUACAAUUCAUUUUAAAUAUGACGUGGCAUGGACAUCUGCAUGCCAGUUGUAUCUAACGACUGUAUAUAGAAGAACUGAUUUCUCAUACUCCACACGAAAUGUGAUGUGGCUUUUUUUUUCUAAUGUUAAACAUGCGUUUGUCAUAACCUAUAAUUAUACAAAAAGGCCAAACAAAUGCACGUUUUGAAUUGUCACCCCCACGCCCACGUUCACGUUCUUCCUCAGCUACAUCUUCCCGCAAGCAACUUCUUCUUCCUCUGCUAGCUCACCACUGUCUGGGACUACCGACGACGAACCCACCGCCAACAUCAGCUUGCAUCCACGAGUCUUCACAACCACAUUCAACGUCACAGGUUUUUACUUUGAGUCUUUUUUACAAACAAUUGGUAUUCAUUUCAUGUAGAGAACAUGUGGGUUUAGAUAAAGAGUAAACAAUUCAUUUUAAAUCUGACGCAGCACGAACGACUGCACCUCGAUUGUACCUAACGACUGUAUAUAGAAGAAUUGAAAAUAUUAAAAGCGCAUGGCCCACAACUCUCGAUACUCAUCAUCCAUAGUUAAAAAGCCAUGCCGCUCAACGGAUGAUUCACGUAGGGCGUCAUAAGUACGGAACCAUUUUUCCACCGGAAUCUUGGACUUUAUAUUCAGCAGCAAAGUGACACAAUCAGCAAAGCUAUGAUUGUCGUCGCCGCGGCCCAUUUUUGGCGCAGACCCCUUGCUUCGCUUUGGUGCGAAAGCCUCAGCCAUGCCCUCGUAGCACUUGCGUGUUGAAGGACCCGAUGGUGCUGUCCUCGUGGAAAUAGUAGUGGGAUUCUGCAUCUCAGCAUCAAGGUGACGCUCCUAGCCACCGUCCUCCACUUGAUUGGCUGAUGGACUGUGCGAUGAGCCUGUGGGGGCUUGCGUGCCAAAGAUAGUGCAUAACUUGGCGCAAAAUGGGUAGUCCGCGUUCUAGAAAUACUUCUAGUCAUUAUUCACCUUGUUCGAAUAAUGACACGUUUCGGUAUAACAUAAAAUUGUAAAAAAUGAAGGAAACAUGUAUUGGUUAAAUUAGAUUACCCCGGUGGCAUUUUCCCAAUGCUCAUCACUGGCCAUCACGGGUGUCGAGAAAGCGUUACAUCCCGUGCAUGUCUAUCCCAUCAACUCGUCGAACUUGUGAUGUCUCUUUUUCAAUCGCUUUAUUUUUUCCUUUACUUGUUCGGUAGUAAAUCUUUUCGAACCAAGAGUAUCAAGUCGUUCAACAUACAUUGCUUGAUUUUCCCGGCCGUACUCGCCCCUCAGUAACGUCCCCAAGCAUCAUGUUUAUCAGAGCAUUCUCUAACCCAACGAAAGUUAUGUCCGGUGGGUAUAACUUCCGGUGGGUUAGAUAAUGCUCUUAUUGACAUGAUGCUUGUGGACGUUACUUAAGGGCUAGUACGGCCGGAAAAAUCACGCUAUGUAUGUUGAACGACUUGAUAAUCUUGGUUCGAAGAGAUUUACUACCGAACAAGUAAGGGAGAAAAUAAAGCGGCUGAAAAAGAGGCAGCACAUAUUCAACGAGUUGAUGGGACAUACGGGUAUGGGAUGUGACGGUUCCACGACAUCUGUGAUAGCCAGUGAUGAGCACUGGGCAAAUGCCAUCAGGGUGAGUAAUGACAAUAAGUAUUUCCGGAAUGCGGACUAUCCAUUUUGCGCCAAGUUAUGCACUACCUUUGGCACGCCAGCCCCCACAGGCACAUCGCAUAGUCCAGCAUCCAAUCAAGUGGAGGACGUAGAUGGGGAGCGUCACCUUGAUGCUGGGAUGCAGAAUCCCACUACUAUUUUCAUGAGGACAUCAACAUCGGGUCCUUCAACACGCAAGUGCUACGAGGGCAUGGCUGAGGCUUUCUCCCCAAAAUGGAGCAAGAGGUCUGCGCCAAAAAUGGGCAGCGAUGACAGUGAUAGCUUUGCUGAUUGUGUCAAUUUGCUACUUAAUAUAAAGCCCAAGAUGCUGGUGGAAAAUUGGUUCUGUGCCUAUGACGCUUUACGUGAAUCAUCACUUGAGCGAUAUGGCUUUUUAACUAUGGAUGAUGAGUCUCGAGAGUUGUGGGCAAUGCGCUUUUAACUUCUACAAUUCAUUUUAAAUAUGACGUGGCAUGGACAUCUGCAUGCCAGUUGUAUCUAACGACUGUAUAUAGAAGAACUGAUUUCUCAUACUCCACACGAAAUGUGAUGUAGCGUUUUUUUCUAAUGUUAAACGUGCGUUUCUCAUAACCUAAAAUUAUACAAAAAGACCAAACAAAUACACGUUUUGAGUUGUCACCCCAACGCCCACGUUCUUCCUCAGCAACUUCUUCUUCCUCUGCUAGCUCACCACUGUCUAGGACUACCGACGACGAACCCACCGCCAACAUCAGCUUGCAUCCACGAGUCUUCACAUCCACAUUCAACAUCACAGGUUUUUACUUUGAGUCUUUUUUACAAACACUUGGUAUUCAUUUCAUGUAGAGAACAUGUGGGUUUUGAUAAAGAGUAAACAAUUCAUUUUAAAUCUGACGUAGCAUGGACGACUGCACGUCGGUUGUACCUAACGACUGUAUAUGGAAGAAUUGAAAAUAUUAAAAGUGCAUGGCCCACAACUCUAGAUACCCAUCAUCCAUAGUUAAAAAGUCCUGCCGCUCAAGGGAUGAUUCACGUAGCUCGUCAUAGGCUCGGAACCAUUUUUGCACCGGAAUCUUGAACUUUAUAUUCAGCAACAAAGUGACAAUCCGCAAAGCUAUGAUUGUCGUCAUUGCCCAUUUUUGGUGCAGGCCCCUUGCUUCGCUUUGGUGCGGAAGCCUUAGCCAUGCCCUCGUAGCACUUGCGUGUUGAAGGACCCGAUGGUACUGUCCUCAUGGAAAUAGUUGUGGGAUUUUGCAUCUCAGCAUCAAGGUGACACUCAUCACCACCGUCCUCCACUUGAUUGGCUGAUGGACUGUGCAAUGUGCCUGUGGGGGCUGCGUGCCAAAGAUAGUGCAUAACUUGGCGCAAAAUAGGUAGUCCGCGUUCCGAAAAUACUUCUUGUCAUUAUUCAAGUUGUUCGAAUAAUGACACGUUUUGGUAUAACGUAUUUGUUACGAAGCUGUAAAAAAUAAAGGAAACAUGUAUUGGUUAAAUUA